AUGUUUGGGUUUGUGUGGUGUGUUGUGUGUGUUGGUUUGGUGGUGGUGGUUUGUGGUGUUGGUUGGUGUUUGUUGGUGUUUUUUGGUGUGGGUGUGGUGGUGUGUGGGUUGUGGGUGUUGGUUGUUUGUUUUGUUAGUGUUUGUUUUGUUGGUGUGUUGGAGUUUGUGUUUGUUGCGGGUGUUUGGUGGGGUGUUUUGUUUUGGAGGGUGGGUUGUGUGUGUGUUGUUGGGGGUGUUUGUGGUGUUUUGGUGUGGGGGGUUUGGUUGUGGUGUGUUGGGUGGGUUUUGUGGUUUGGGUGUGGUGGGGGUUGGUGUUGUGUGGGGUGGUUUGGGGGGGUGGGGGGGUGUGUGGUUGUGGGUGUGGGGGGGGGUGGGGGUGGUGGGGGGGUGGAGGGGUUGGGUGGGUUUGGGGGGGUGGGUAGAGGGGGGUGGGGGGGGUGGGGUGGCGGUGGGGUGGGUAGGGGGGGGGCCGGUAGUUAUUAUCUAUGUUGGGUGGGGUUGGUGGGAAAAUGGUGGCUGGGUGGGGGGGGUGUUGGGUCACUGGGUGGGGAGGGUGGUGGGGGGGGGGGUGGGGGGGGGGUGGGGGGGGGGGGGGUGGGGGGUGAUAGGGGGGGGGUGGGGGAUAUAAAAGGGGGGGGGGGGGGGGGGAUAGGUGAUUAA
This is a messenger RNA of Knipowitschia caucasica, 660 nucleotides long. The record is from the annotation of a GenBank genome assembly. NCBI's taxonomy places the organism in Eukaryota, Metazoa, Chordata, Actinopteri, Gobiiformes, Gobiidae.